This is a messenger RNA of Anoplophora glabripennis (Asian longhorned beetle), 372 nucleotides long. RefSeq lists its product as uncharacterized. The annotation marks the transcript as partial. NCBI's taxonomy places the organism in Eukaryota, Metazoa, Arthropoda, Insecta, Coleoptera, Cerambycidae. The record is from RefSeq and is a predicted model, not a curated record. The transcript has 2 exons.
CAAAACAAAAACAAUGACGUGCGUGUGAAAAUAUUUGAAUCCAGUUGACUUACUUGCGAAUAUGAGAAGUAUCGCAUGGAGUGCGGCUAUUAUUUACCUGCAAGUAUGGUCAAUGCUUUUAUUCCGCAGAUUUGCGGCAGCCCAGAAAGUUACGUACACGUUCCCCGAGUUUCCUUACAAAGAGACCAACAAAAACGAGGUGAUGUUCAGGGAGGUGGAGGCUGCGUGUGAAAGGGGUUGCUUGGGGAGGCACGGCGUGUCGAAAGUAUUGUGCAUUAGACAGUGCGUUUCCCCGUCCUGUUACAGGGAUUUGUAUCAGUCAGACUUGGUAGGUAUAAAAAAAUUUAAGAAACCUUUCUUACCAAUUAUUAG